AUGAGUGAAGAAAUAACACCCAAAAAUAAUGGCAGUGAUACAUUUGAGGAAGUAGUACCGGUAACAAACUCUUCAGUGGUGCCGAUUGAAAAUGCACACAGCCAAGGCAUACAAAAUAAUGACAUUACGCCAAAGAAUGAAUUCGCAACAGAACAACCACUAUCCGUGAAUGACUCGGAGGAAAACAAGUCACAGGAUAUGCAGCAGCAAAUUACAGAAACGCAUGCCGAGCAAGGGCUGUCGAAGGGUGAUUUUACAAACUCCCAGCUCAAUGAGGUGGCAGUCACACCUGAAAAUGAUUCACAACUCAAGAGUUCCUCAAAUGAAGAACAAGAAGAACGAAAAGAGGAAACUCCGGAUCAAAUAGCUUCUUUCAUUACUCAAGGCCAAAGCGGAGACAUCAAAGUUGAUGUUCUUUCUGAUGAUGAGAUCGAUGUGAAGGAUGUUUCAUCUGAUGAUUCUAGCAGUGAGGAUGAUAGUAACUCAGGUAAUAGCGACACGGAUCUGAGUGAGGAAGAAGAUGAGAAUGAAGAUGAGCAAGAGAUGAACGAGACUGGUUUCGAAGGUGAUGAGGAGGAGGAGGAGGUUAUAGAUGGUCCAAUAAAAUCUAUAAAUGAGGUUACCGAUGAGAAAGUGCCUUCGCUCCCCGAGGGUUACACUGUACCUUACAACGCACCCAUUGAAGAAAUUGGUGAAGUUACCGGGCUAGUUGACAAAGCGGUCAUCAUCAAGGCAAAAACAUCGGGAGAAUUUCGUAUUUUGAAAGAAGGUUCUGUUUUGUGUUUGGAAGAUAAGACACCUAUCGGAUUGCUAUACGAGAUAUUUGGCAGAGUGCAGCAACCUGUUUAUACUGUCAAAUUCAACCUGGAUGAGGAUUUCCAGAAGUUUAAGGACAGCAAAGGCAAAACCGUGUUUUACGUGGUCCCCGAAUCUCAAUUCUUGUACACUGAUACAAUAAAGCAUAUCAAAGGAACCGAUGCCAGCAAUUGUCAUGACGAAGAGUUGCCUGAAGAAGAGCAAGAAUUUUCUGAUGAUGAGCAAGAAUUAGCUGCAAAGCAAGCAAAGAAGAGGAAAAAGAACAAGAACAAAGUUGUCAAAGACAGAGAGCAUUCAAGUAUUAGCGCACACAAGGCGCAUAUUCCAGCAUAUUCACCCAUCACCACUUCAAGACCAGGCUCUGACUCUGCCAGGCGGACGCAACAUCACAGGCCCGGUCCUGUUCUGUCAUACUCGCCACAUUUGCCAACCUCAUCUCAUACGUAUCCACAAUCUCAGCCUUAUAUUCCACAGCCAAACCAGUUCGCCGCGCCAUCUCCUUACCACCAAAACAAUAUGUACAGCAAUCCACAACCCCAAUAUCAGCAAAGUGUACAAAGUUUUGGGACGGCCCCACAAUCAAGUCAGUUUGGACAAAUUCCUUAUGCUCAAUCGCCACAAACAUUCUCCCCAUAUGGGCACAUACCCUACCAACAACCUCCCCAAAACCAGUUUCAACAAUACAUGCCGAAUCCUAAUCAGGUUCUCCCACAGACUCCACAUCAAAGUGCUGAUCCUGCUCAAUUAGCACGUCUACAAGAGUUAUUGAUUCUACAAAUGCAAAAUCAACAGCAACAACAGCAUCCUCCACCACCGUAA
This is a messenger RNA of Lodderomyces theae, 1635 nucleotides long. Its product is annotated as RNA-binding snoRNP assembly protein. Gene Ontology annotation, cellular component: sno(s)RNA-containing ribonucleoprotein complex. The record is from RefSeq and is a predicted model, not a curated record. NCBI's taxonomy places the organism in Eukaryota, Fungi, Ascomycota, Pichiomycetes, Serinales, Debaryomycetaceae. The coding region runs from base 1 to 1635 and encodes 544 amino acids. Gene Ontology annotation, molecular function: RNA binding. Gene Ontology annotation, biological process: box H/ACA snoRNP assembly; pseudouridine synthesis; ribosome biogenesis. The transcript has a single exon.